Molecule: messenger RNA, 2952 nt
Organism: Eucalyptus grandis
Lineage: Eukaryota; Viridiplantae; Streptophyta; Magnoliopsida; Myrtales; Myrtaceae
Product: serine/threonine-protein kinase CDG1
Biological process (GO): protein phosphorylation
Molecular function (GO): protein kinase activity; ATP binding
Source: RefSeq, a predicted model, not a curated record
CCAUUUCGUGCGGAUAUAAUAGUGGUGUGUGUGCGGAUGGCUUGCGAUCUAGUUCUUUUUUUAUGGGUGUUAUGCGGGCAUGGGAAUUCUCUUGGGGAUUCGUCGUCGUCGUGGGGUUUGAAUUCGCUGAUGGGGGAAUCCAUUCAUGAGCAUCAUUUAUGACCACGAGGGCGUUGCUUUCUGCAAGUGCAUGAGAAAAGAAAGUGGGGGGCAUUUGGGGGUUUCUUUAUAUUGUACAGGUACUGAGUGGGUUAACGUGCCUCUGAUUAUAUGCUGCAGAGAGCCGAAUAGUAAGUGAUAAAGUCGUCGCGCCGGGAUAAAUCUCCGGUCUUGUCCGCAUAAAGAGACCGGGGGCACAAGGUUUAUUGCGAAGGAACGAUGACUGUCGAGAGAGUUCAGGCCGUGGCGCAGAAGUAUGUGUUGGUCGGCGUUCGGCUCGAUGGCCGGAGCAGAGAGCUACUGAGUUGGGCUAUCGUGAAAGUAGCCGAACCAGGAGAUAGAGUACUGGCCAUCCAUGUUUGUCGAGAUGAUGCUUCAAGAGAUGCGUCCAUAUUGGAUAACUAUCUGGAGGUUUAUGAAGGCUUGUGCAAUGCAAAGAAGGUGACUCUUACAGGUCAGGCGCUUAAAGGGAGCUCGUUUAGGAAGGUCCUUGUGAGAGAGGCCAAGAAUUAUGCUGCUGUGGCCCUACUCGUUGGGAUAGACAAGCAAGGUGCUCUCGGGGUACAUACUGCAACGGCCAAAUAUUGUGCCAAGCGUCUGCCGUCUUCUACUGAUGUGCUGGCCAUCCAUAACGGGAAAAUAGUCUUUCGGAGGUGCACCAAUAUUCAGCUUCCAGGAUUCAGAGGAGAUCCUAGACCCAGUCUGUGUCAAGCAGGAAAGGCCAGCACUCAAGAAACCUCCUCUGAAUUUGGUGAAUCUGAAGCUGAGUCUGAAAUUUCAUCCUUGGAAAUGAUCCAGAGCUUGAAAGAGGAAUCGCGUGCUAACUAUAACGAUGUGAAAAACAGCAUCGCACGCGAAAAUAGGAUCAUUCUCUCAAUAUCAGCUUCUGAACUUGCCGGAAGCAAUUUGGAGCAGAGACCCGGUUGGCCCUUGCUAAGGAGAGCUACUUUUGAUCCUCCAGGGACUCAGAACGGAAGGAGUGUUUCUGUUGUUCAGUGGGUCAUGAGCCUGCCAGAUAGGUCUCUCUACCUGAAUUCUCUACACCCAGAUGCCAGAGAGAGCCCACCACCGAAAUAUCAUACCGAGACUGUGGAUGGAAGCCAUAAAAGUACUUCAUCAGAGGCAAGGAAGCUACUGAAACAGAUAGAGCUUUUGUUGAGAACAAAAUCGUCCGAUUGUGAAUUGUUUGAUUAUGAAGCCCUUAGAGACUCGACUUUGCAUUUUUCAUCAGAGCAUCUGAUUGGAAAAGGCGGCUCGAACUUUGUUUAUAAGGGCAUUCUUCCAGAUGGCACAACGGUGGCAGUAAAGGUCUUGAAGUCGUCAACCGAAGCAAAUUUAAAAGAUUUUUUGCUGGAGAUGGACAUUAUCUCCUCGAUGAAGCAUAAAAACAUCAUACCCCUACACGGAAUCAGUGUCCAAUCUAAAAGUUUAAUAUCCGUUUAUAAUUUCCUUUCCCGGGGAAGCCUGGAGGAAAACCUACACGGUGACAGAAGAAACAAACAAUCACUCUCGUGGGCUGUAAGGUAUAAUAUCGCCUCCGGAGUUGCAGAAGCCCUAAAUUAUUUGCACAACGAAUGUGCCCGACCCGUUAUUCAUAGAGAUGUCAAGACAUCGAACAUUCUUCUCACAAAUGAGUUUGAGCCGCAGUUGUCUGAUUUUGGGCUCGCAAUAUGGGGACCACCAGCUUCAGCUUUUCUGACCAAAGUCGAUGUAGUUGGAACAUUUGGGUAUCUUGCUCCGGAGUACUUCAUGUAUGGCAAAUUGAGUGAUAAGGUUGAUGUCUAUGCCUUUGGUGUGGUGUUACUCGAACUCUUAUCAGGAAGAAAACCAAUUAGUUCCGACGCUGCCAAGGGACAAGAAAGUUUGGUCAUGUGGGCGAAGCCCAUCAUAGAGAGCGGGGAUGCAAGCAGCAUUCUGGACCCAGAUCUUGGUGGACGUGUCGACGAGGUUCAAAUGCAAAGAAUGGUUCUUGCAGCUAGACUUUGCCACCGGUCAGCUAGGCUUCGCCCUAACAUGAACCAGAUUCUGAAGAUCAUUAAUGGGGACAUCAAUGUUGAUGAGUGGCUCGACUAUAAAUGCGAUCAUUGGGUGGAUUCAGAAAUUUCGGACGACAACGAUGAUGAAGUUUAUCCGAAUUCGAGCGCGGAGUCACACCUGAGUCUCGCCUUGCUGGAUGUCUACGAUGAUUCUACGUCGAUCAGCAGCACGGAACAGCGCAGCAGCAUUUCAGUGGAAGAAUACAUGAAGGGAAGAUGGAGCCGAUCGUCAAGCUUCGAUUGACUUACGAUGUACAUUAUUAUUAGAGGAAGAAUAAAAAUUCCCUGUUGUAAGUAAACUCAUAGAUGUUCACUACAAGUGAAAAUCGAUUCUGGCAAUGUUCAUGUCCUAAAUGGAUCCGACACAAGUUACUUCUCCAAAGUCCCAACUGAAUAAUGCUCAGACUAAUGCUUCCAGUUAGGGAGGCCCAGCAGCUUAAAAUGACGGGCAAAUCCAUUUAGUGGAUCAAGACCAAAUGCGCAUGAGAUCAUUUUCUGAAAUCACAUUGAUGGGGUCAACCUGCAUAUUUCUAAUAACAAACAGUGCUGGCCCGGAGAAGAAUGCGCAAUUUCUUGAACGUUUCAGUUCCGUACAUGGUCACCCAGAAGGAUUCAAAGAAGAAAAAAAGAACAGGGCAAAGAAGAGGAAACUGCUGUCUGAGAAGGAUCCGAAGAAAAGUCCCUUAACCUUUAGGAAACUAAUUGAUUUGUGUCCGCUUAUGUUCGACGGAGAAUGGAAACGACAGUCGUUUUGGCA